GUUUUGUAAAGACCGACCGGAAAACCUGGAACUACUGCUUGCGGAGAAAAUAACUGGAAGUAGCGGAGAGCUAAAAGCUAACUACGCUGUACUUCUCGCUGUCAUCAAGCUGCUUUGUGGCUAAAAUUAAAUCGUUUGUUUAAAAGUACUGGCAUUUUUCUUGCUGGUGAAGAGUCUGUUUUUCAAAAAGGUUCACUAUCCUGGUCGACUUGAUCCCUCCGUUUGUGUGUGAGUCGCUUCGGCUGCAGUCCUCCGUCUCUCUGGGCUUGGGUGAAACUGGCUCUGUGCCAGUCCUCUGUAGAUGAAGAUGUCCCUGGCCCAGCGAGUGCUCCUAUCAUGGAUCUUCGCCCUCAUCUUCCUCAUUAUGCUGGUCCUCAAGCUGGACUCUAAGAUUCACUGGAACUGGUUUAUCAUUUUCCUCCCUGUCUGGACCUUUGACACCAUCCUCAUCCUCAUGCUGAUAGUGAAGAUGGCGGGGCGCUGCAAGCCGGACUUUGACCCCAGGGAUGGCGAGCAGAGCCUGAAGAGGAGGCUGUGGUACCUGACGGCCCUGCUGCUGAAGCUGGCAUUCUGUCUGACACUGUGCUCACGCCUGCAGAGACUCACCGAAAUGUGGGUCAGUGUGGUGUGUGUACCUCUGUGGGUGCUACUGGGUGGGGCGCUGGUGGAGCUGGGGCACAGUGUUUUCCACUACAGAAGGGAAUGAACCAGAA
This is a messenger RNA of Etheostoma cragini (Arkansas darter), 713 nucleotides long. It is a transcript of the gene tmem60, whose product is annotated as transmembrane protein 60. The record is from RefSeq and is a predicted model, not a curated record. Bases 302 to 706 code for a protein of 134 amino acids. NCBI's taxonomy places the organism in Eukaryota, Metazoa, Chordata, Actinopteri, Perciformes, Percidae. The transcript is spliced from 2 exons.